This is a messenger RNA of Anoplophora glabripennis (Asian longhorned beetle), 1225 nucleotides long. RefSeq names its product cathepsin B-like. The transcript has 6 exons. NCBI's taxonomy places the organism in Eukaryota, Metazoa, Arthropoda, Insecta, Coleoptera, Cerambycidae. Gene Ontology annotation, cellular component: lysosome. Gene Ontology annotation, molecular function: cysteine-type endopeptidase activity. The record is from RefSeq and is a predicted model, not a curated record. Bases 137 to 1153 code for a protein of 338 amino acids. Gene Ontology annotation, biological process: regulation of catalytic activity.
AACCACUUAUUCAUCCAACUACACGUCAGAUCUAUAAAUUGAGACUCUGCACCUAAGUUGACAUUCAGUAGGUUUCAGGUUAAUCAGUGAAACCUAGCUCAGUUUACCCACUGUAGCAGAAGAGUGAUCCAUCACUAUGAAAAUAUUGUUGUGUCUAGCUCUGGUGGCCGCCUCCUACGCCCUACCCAGCGUAGAGGUGCACCCGCUCUCAGACGAAUUCAUCGACAUCAUCAACAGCAAGCAGUCCACGUGGACUGCUGGAAGGAACUUCCACGUCAACACGUCCUUGGAUUAUAUCCGUGGAUUGUCGGGCGUCAUCAGGACAUCCGUGAAGACUUUGCCCGUCAGGGUUCACGAAGUGGGCGGCAGAGAAACCAUCCCCGAGUCCUUCGACGCCCGCGAACAAUGGUCCGAUUGUGCUGCCAUCAUCGGGGCGAUCAGGGACCAAGGUUCCUGCGGGUCUUGUUGGGCUCUCGGUGCCGUCGAAGCAAUGAGCGACAGAAUCUGCAUCCACUCCAACGGCCAAAAGAAAGUACUCAAAGUACUCGUAUCAGCUCAAGACCUGUUCACAUGCUGCACAACUUGCGGUGUGGGCUGCAAUGGCGGAUUACUCGGACCCGCCUGGAUUUAUUGGGCUGAGAACGGUAUCACCACCGGGGGACUAUACGGAGAGACACAGGGCUGCAAAGCUUAUUCCAUCGAACCGUGCGCUCACCACGUCGACGAUUCCGUCAGGCCGGCAUGUACUGCUUACGUCAACACACCGGCUUGCGUCAGAGAGUGCGAUUCCGACGAACUCAAUUACAAGGAUGAGCUCACCUUCGGUAAAAAGGACAGCAUUUACCAGCUCCCCGACGACGAGACCCAAAUCCAACUGGAGAUAAUGACGAAUGGACCCGUAGAAGCCGCCAUUGAUGUCUACGAGGACUUCUGGUACUACAAGAGCGGUGUAUACCAGAACGUAGCAGGAAAUCCUGUCAGUGCACACGCCAUAAAGAUCCUGGGUUGGGGCGUGGAGAAUGAUACACCCUACUGGUUGGUUGCCAACUCCUGGAACACCGAUUGGGGUGACAACGGAUACUUCAAGAUCCUCCGUGGAUCCGACCACGUAGGAAUCGAAUCCGACGUUGUCGCCGGCCUGCCCCAAUUGUAAAAUAAGUGAUAUAUUUUUUUUAAUUUUAAAACCACAAAUAUAAUAAAGGUUUAAAAAUAUUGUAUGUAAAUA